Gopherus evgoodei (Goodes thornscrub tortoise) is the source of this 5368-nucleotide messenger RNA. RefSeq names its product aurora kinase A (gene AURKA). Gene Ontology annotation, cellular component: spindle midzone; spindle pole centrosome; chromosome passenger complex. Gene Ontology annotation, molecular function: protein kinase activity; ATP binding. The record is from RefSeq and is a predicted model, not a curated record. The transcript has 9 exons. NCBI's taxonomy places the organism in Eukaryota, Metazoa, Chordata, Testudines, Testudinidae. The coding region runs from base 269 to 1600 and encodes 443 amino acids. Gene Ontology annotation, biological process: meiotic spindle organization; regulation of cytokinesis; meiotic cell cycle.
CGGGGAAGUAUUAAGCCUCUGCAGUUGCAUUUGAGGCAGCUCGUGAGCAGCAGCUGUAGGGAAGUGAAGCGUUGUAAUGGGGAGAGGGUUGCAGGGGGAGCUGGAUUUGAGCGGUAUAAUGUGUCGGUUACAGUGCCAGGGGAUUGUACUGGAGGAAGGGGCGGGGGGGCCACUGUAAAGGAUACCGGGUUCCGAGACUCGGACUUUUCUGGCCAAAAGGAACCAUUAUGAUCCUGAUAGUAGUGGGAAGAGAUUGUGCAGAGACCGGAUGUGGGAGAAUACCAGAGGCAUGGGAGUGGGAAGACUCCAUCUAUGGUGGUGUCGGGUUUCGCUGGGGAGGGGAAUUGAAGGCAACAUGGAGAAAAAUGGUAAAGAGAACCACAAUGGGCUCCCUGGUCACAGUGUCAAGACUCUACCCACCAUUGGGGAUGGUCCAAAACGGAUCCCUGUACAUCAGCAGCAUCCUCAGAAUAGGGUUCCUGGAGGUGGAAUUCAAGCACAGCGUAUUUUGUGUCCUUCAAAUUUGGCUCAGCGAGUUCCUGUACAGUCACAAACUCAAAAAUCUGUGCUAUCAAACCAGAAACAGUCUCAAAACCAGCUGAUGCAGCAGCCUCGUCCAACUUCUCUAGUUCAACCAAUUUCUAGGCCUCAGGCUCCAAGUAAAAACAAUGAGGAACCUCCACAGACCUCACUAUCUGCAAAAAACCCUGAAGCAGAAGGGACAUCCAUCCAGAAAAAUGAAGAAACAAAAAAAAGGCAGUGGUGUCUUGAUGACUUCGAAAUUGGCCGUCCUCUGGGGAAAGGAAAGUUUGGAAAUGUGUAUCUGGCUCGUGAAAAGCAAAGUAAAUUUAUCCUAGCGCUGAAGGUGUUGUUUAAAACACAGCUGGAGAAAGCGGGAGUAGAACAUCAGCUGCGGAGAGAAGUAGAAAUACAGUCUCAUCUUAGGCAUCCCAAUAUUCUCAGGCUAUAUGGCUACUUCCAUGAUGCCACAAGAGUCUACCUAAUUCUAGAAUAUGCACCUCGUGGAGAAGUCUACAAAGAGUUGCAGAAGCUAACCAAAUUUGAUGAGCAGAGAACUGCUACUUAUAUGACAGAAUUGGCAGAUGCUCUAUCAUACUGUCAUUCAAAGAGAGUGAUUCACAGAGACAUCAAGCCAGAAAACUUGCUGCUUGGUUCUAAUGGAGAGCUGAAGAUUGCUGACUUUGGAUGGUCUGUGCAUGCUCCAUCAUCUAGAAGGACAACUCUUUGUGGUACACUUGACUACUUGCCUCCUGAAAUGAUUGAAGGGAGAACACAUGACGAAAAGGUGGAUCUCUGGAGCCUGGGGGUUCUGUGCUAUGAAUUUCUAGUAGGGAAACCUCCUUUUGAGGCAGAGACAUACCAGGAAACUUACAGAAGUAUUUCAAAGGUGGAAUUCAGAGUUCCUCCUUUUGUAACAGAGGGAGCUAAGGACUUAAUUGUAAAGCUCCUGAAGCAUAAUCCAUAUCAUCGGCUGCCACUGAAAGACGUACUUGCACACCCAUGGAUUACCACAAACUCUACAAAACAACCAAGCAGCCGGAAGAGUGAGGCUGCUACCAGUAACAGAACACCAUCUUAGCAAGGUGUCCCUUUCAUACUAUAAACAAUCUCAAAUGAACCAUAAACAAAAAGAGCCUUGUAACCAUGACUACUGUAAUGCAGCCAGUAAAGGUUGCUUGCAAGGAGACUUUAAUAAAAGACCUGCUAAUUAAAACAGACUGGGGGAGUGCAGAACAAUUCAGUUGUGUGAGCUAUUUACCAUUUUAAACUCUCUCCUAUUGUAACAGAGAACUUUUUUAUAUAUAUAGAGAGAGCAGUUUGACAAGAAGUGCACUUAAAGAAGUUGAUAGAAUAUUAGCUAACAUACUUGAAGUCCAGUUUGCAUAUGGGUCAUAGGUAUCAAGAUGAGGCAAAGCUAAACAUUGUGUUCUUGCCAAGGGCCCUAUGAUGUGAUCAGUCUUAAUUUUUGGCUCAUGCUUCCCAAUAGCAAGAGACAGUUGUGGUUCUGGGUAUCUGUCAUGGUCAAAUAGUGCAAUAGUAAAUCCUUGAGUUACCUGCAUUCUAAUUUAUUGGGCUGCUAAGGUUAUCACAAAUGUGCAGUGAUCUGAAGUUGAGUGAAAACAUGAAUGUGCCUCUUCAUAAAUGUGUCCUAAUAAUUGUGUGCAUUUCUUGCUUCUGUGUACUCUUUGGCCUGUUGUUGUCUUGAGGGGUGAGGCACUUAAAACUUGUUAAAUAAAGACUUGUUACAUUUUGACAGGAUGGUAAGGUUUACUUUAUUGCACAUACUGCUGAACCUAUUAGACAUCAACAUUCUUAAACCAGAAAAAUAUAGCAAAAUGUAUCAAACUAAAAUGUAGACACUUCCUAUUCUAUGAAACAUAAGAGCCUGAUCUCAGACACUAGUAUGUUUUGUAGAGCCUAGUGACUUUACUGUACAGUUCCAUGGAGGGGUCAUUAGCAAUUGCUUCAAAUCGUUAUUGUUCAGCUAAGUUAUUGGUGUAACUGCUGUAAGACUAGUGUUGAGGUAAAGAGUGAAGGGUGGGAGUAGGCUAAUAAUUCUUAAACAAAACUAGCUUUUCAUAACUAAUAUGGAAGCAUUUAUACUAAUUAAAGUAACCCUUGCAGCACUAUAACUGCAUAGUGUGCAUCAAUUUAAAUGACUUAAGGACCCACCUGUGUUUUAAAAACAAGUUACUAAAACUUCUGCCCUAACCAGCAUAGGGAACAGCAAUGAAGGGGUGGUGUGUGUGUCUGCCUUAACUGGCAGGGUUUAAAAAUGUGAAUACAAGGAAGGUGGUUAGUGCUGAAAUGUCAAACUCUACAAAGUUUGGUAUCCUUAAUCUACAGGUAAUAAACUCAUGUUAAUUUUCCUUUGCAUGUUGUCAUGCUGCAAGGAAAAUCCAAAACCUGAGAUGGAAAGAGGUGCCAGUAGUAGCUUGUUUAUGGAUCUGUGGAUAUGUUUGUCUAAAGUUUCUGUAUUGAAUUAACUAAGCUAGUAGAAAAAGAAGCUCAAAGUGCUUCAACUCGCUACUGUGGAUACAGUAACCAAGACUUCCACAUGUAAAGGUGAGCACUGAGGCACUUGAAUGAUGUCUGUGGUUAGAAGUGAGCUAAUGUUUUGGCUUGCAGUCAUCUCUCCUGUCAGUUUCCAGUGAAGUGUCUCAGACUGCAUCCACAGAAGGGAAUAAGUGUAUUCUUACAUCAUGUUAGCAAGACAGUCUAGUUUUAAUGUGUCAGUAUGUACAGAAACACUAGUAGGGAGCCUGUAGAACUCAUUUUUUUCAAGAUGCCACUGCAUUAGGGAUCUUGUUUAAGUGCGACAUGCCUAUAGUUGCCUCUUGCUCUUUGGCCUUCCUCACAAGGUCAGUUAAUGGGUUCCCAGAACAUAGUAAUUGCACUGUUUCACAAAACUGGGCAGCACUAGGAAGCCAGCAUUUACAUCCAGCUUGCAGCUAAGGUAUAGGUAGACAAGUAGCAGCGGGUGAGCUAAGCAACUUGGAGAUAAGGGGAGAAGCUGAGCUCAGGAAAAAGCAACUGAAGUGACUAGUUCUUUUCUUGGAGGCACACAACAGGAAAGAGGUUCUGAAGAUCACUUAAGCAGUAAUGCAGAAGUCCAGAUAGUGGUCCCAUCCCAUUAUCAAAACAUCCUAGAUUAAUUUUCUAUAGAUUAUUUUCUAGCUAUGAUCUAAUUGCUACUCCUGGGUGAAUUCUGUGCACAAUAUUUUAAAUGUCUGCAAACUGUCAAACAACACUAAAUGCUCACAGUACUUUUAAUUGGGUAAUUUGUUUCAAAAUACCUGUCAGCAAGUAAUAUAGAGAGACAAAAAAAAAUUCCCCCAGGAGCAGAGAGUUAAAGAAACUCCCUUUGACAAUCCAGUUCCUGGUUCUCUGCCCCUUCCCUGAGCCCAGAUGGGUGGCCAGAAACCCAUAUCCCCUGAGCCCAGCCAUGGCCCCCCUCAGCCUAGAUACCCGCAUUCCCUCCUCACCAAAGCCCAGGGAUCCCAAAGGAGAAACAACCUGAUGGUGGGUCCCAGGCUUGUGUGGAGUUUCCUGCACACUGAUGUCUCCUCAGGAAACUGCAGCUGCUCAGAACCCUCUAGCUCCCUCUCUCUUCCCCACCAGGCACUGUCUUCUAUGUGCAAGCUGGGCUCUGCAGCUACCACCACUGCAGCUGAUUUCUGUGGGGGAAAUUCUGCAUUGCAAUGGUGCUGAAUUCCCCCAGGAGUAAAUUGCAUGUGAUGGGGCAAAAUGGGAAAAGGAUAUUAUAGGGGAAAAAAUUAUGUUGCCACAGGAUUUGAUCCUGCAGUGAGUAUAUACAGGACCCCCGUCUUCAACAAUUUCAGUGGGAAUCUGUGCAAUCGCUGGUCCAUGCCUAUGAUUCUCAGUCUUCACUUUUACAAGAUGCAGUGAUGCAACUCUACUUAAGUACUGCUGUUUCACAUGCAAUAAAUUUUCCACUGCACAUUGCUUUGGUGUUUGGGGGGACCAGGGUUUUUACAAUUGUAUACAUAUAAUUUAGUUUAUGGAAUUGCAAUGCAUACAAGCCUAAGAUAUUUCUUAGUGGGAAAAUAACUAGAAGGGAAAAAAAAAAAUUUAUUGUAUUUUCUACCAGUGUUGACAAUUCUAUAAGACCUUUACCACUGUUUCACAAACUAAUUGUUUUCAAGCUUACAAAUGAUUCAGAAAUUCAAAAUAUAUUCUUGAUUUAAAGUACAUUGCAAAAAGGUUAAUCUAAACGAAGGUUGCAAAUGACAGUUUUUACAACCAGAUUUGUCUAAUUCAGAGGUAAAAAAUAGUGUGUCAAUCUGAUUUAAAGGGGACAAAUGCAGUUUAGUUACUUUACUCAGCAAAUGAAAUUAACUUUUAAAAUAUAAGCAGUGCCUGGCAUGCUGGUGACUUUUAAAGCAACCACAAACCACUUUCCAGAAACCUCAAAAUCAUGACUGCAUUACAGGAAGUAACAGAUAGAAGGACUGGAAUGCUACUUGUUUUUCUAAUAGUGAUAAUAGAAAAAUACACAUUUUACUUAGAAAUGAAAAAAUAAAGUGAUGUGACACUUUGAAUACUUUAAAAAGUAGAAUUUUUUGUAUCUUGCAGAGUCACUUUUUGAUAUUAAUGAUAUAGCAACGGUACUAAAGAUCAGAGAACUCUAAAGCAAUAAAGAGCCCAUCAGAGAAAAUGGCUCUAUUAGAAAUAAUUAUGGGAAAGGGAAUAAAACCAAAAAUGUUUCCCUUUAAAAAAAAAUAAAUCAGUGUUUGACCUUGAGUACAAUGUCUAAAUUUCCUUAAAAUCCCCCAAAUGUUUUAGCAGCUAGCAAAUUGUAGGAGACUAGGGAAGUUACUGUUAA